AUGGCUCACGAAGGCUCGCUCGACGACUUCAGCCUCUCGACACUUGCACUUCAUUCAGACGACUAUUGUGAUAGCUUCCAAGAUGAAGCACCACCGCUGAGGCUUUCGACUAGCUUCAAGUAUAGCAGAAAUUCCGCAGAGCUCGUACCCAUACCCGAUCGCAGCACCAAUGAUCCUGACGACUAUUACUAUUCCCGGAUCUCGGCGCCUACGACACGUCGCUUUGAGACGGCGCUCUCGGCAAUAUUGAAAGCACAUGCCGUAACUUAUGCUUCCGGGUUGGCUGCGUUCCAUGCCGCGUUGAUAUUGCUCAAUCCACGUCGGGUGUCCAUUGGCAAGGACGCAUACUUCGGAUGUCAAGGCGUUAUCGACAUCGUGUCAAGGCAGUCCAAUAUCGAGAAGAUUGCGCUUGAUUGUCCGGCGGAGGGUCUUCAUCCGGGCGAUCUGAUAAUGCUCGAGACCCCUUUGAGUCCGUCAGGCCUCGCUCUUAAUAUCGCUGCAUACGCACAAAAGGCUCACGCUCGUGGCGCUUUCCUUCUUGUCAGCAGCACUCUUGCGCCGCCAGGCCUGCAAGACCCUUUCGCUCUGGGCGCCGAUCUGGUGAUGCAUUCCGGCUCGAAAUACAUUGGUGGACAUUCAGACACGAUGAGUGGCAUUCUUGCCACGCAAAACCAGCUCUGGGCAAAUCAGCUGCGCAAAGACAGAUCAAUCUUGGGUAACACGUUGAGCGGUUUCGACAGCUGGUUGGGUCUCCGAAGCAUUCGUACCCUUGAUGUACGGCUGCAAAGACAAUCUGAAAGCACACAGAGAAUUGUGGUUUGGCUCAACAGCGGCGUACAAGGUACCGCAGACGCAUCCGCCAUUAUCGUACGGGCGGUAGCCAGCAUCGGUCACACAAGCAUGCAAACACGAGACAUGCAUUGGCUUGAACAACAAAUGCCGAACGGGUACGGGGCACUAUUCUCCCUUACAAUGAAGAGUGUGCAAUUGGCACGUCGUCUCCCAAGCGAGCUUCGCCUGUUCAAGCACAGGACGAGUUUUGGAGGCAUAGAGAGCUCCGUAGAGUGGCGAAGGAUGAGUGACGUGAACGUAGAUGAACGGUUGCUGAGAUUCAGUAUCGGGCUGGAGAAUUGGCAGGAUUUGAAGAAGGAUCUACUAGCUGGGAUGACAUCGCUCGUGGAGUCUGGAGAUCAGAGUUUGGUAGAAGCCAAAUGA
Molecule: messenger RNA, 1215 nt
Organism: Cladophialophora yegresii CBS 114405
Lineage: Eukaryota; Fungi; Ascomycota; Eurotiomycetes; Chaetothyriales; Herpotrichiellaceae
Product: cystathionine beta-lyase
Exons: 2
Coding region: 1-1215 (404 amino acids)
Biological process (GO): transsulfuration
Cellular component (GO): cytoplasm
Molecular function (GO): pyridoxal phosphate binding; carbon-sulfur lyase activity
Source: RefSeq, a predicted model, not a curated record